AUGGAUUUAAAUGACCCAGGGUCAACUUUGCUUUUUGCUUUCCUAAGUAUUCUGUUUGUUGUGUGGUUUCUUAAAAACAAACAGCGGCAAAAAGGCAGACUUCCCCCAGGUCCUCCUGCUCUCCCAAUUCUUGGCAACUUGUUUCAUGUGAAUUUAAAAGCACCUCACAAAUCUCUCAUCAAGCUGAGUGAACAAUAUGGUCCAGUAUUCACUGUCUGGUUUGGUACCUACCCUGCAGUGGUGCUGUGUGGCUUUGAGACUAUAAAGGCAACGUUGAUUGAGCGAGGGCAUGACUUUGGCAGUCGGUAUUCCCUCCCAAUUUUCGAAAAGCUAUCAGGAGGCUAUGGAAUUAUUGACAGUAGUGGGGAGAGAUGGAUGCAGCUUCGGAGAUUCUCUUUCAGCACUUUGAGGAAUUUUGGAAUGGGACAAAAAGGCAUUGAAGAGCGGAUCCAGGAAGAAGCGCUGUUCCUGGUUACAGCUUUCAGAGAUAAAAAAGAGGACCCAUUUAAUCCAGAUUUUCUGCUGAAAUGUGCAGCGUCAAAUAUCAUCUGUUCCAUUGUCUUUGGAAAUCGUUUUGAAUAUGGAGAUAAGGAGUUUCUCUCGUUGCUGGAGAUGAUGGCAGAAAGCAGCCAAAUUUUUAACAGCCCCUGGUUGCAGCUGUACAAUAACUUCCCGAAGAUCAUGGAUUUUCUGCCUGGGCCUCACAAGAGGAUCUUCCAACUGGUAGCAAGUCUGAAAAAAUUUCUGAAUAAAAAUAUUCAAAGUCACAAAGAAAGUUUCCAGAAAGGUUUCUCCAGGGAUUAUAUUGACAGCUUUCUCAUCAAGAUGGAUGAGGAGAAACACAAGCUUGACUCAGAAUUCAAUGACAAGAACUUGUUGAUGUCAACAAUGGAUUUAUUUAUGGCUGGAACUGAAACAACCAGUACAACACUGCAAUGGACUCUGCAGAUCCUGGCAAAGUAUCCGCAGAUCCAGGAGAAAAUUCACCAUGAGAUUGAAGAGGUGAUUGGAUCUUGUCGAUGUCCUGCUAGUGAAGAUCGAGCAAAAAUGCCAUACACAGAUGCUGUCAUACAUGAGGUCCAACGAUACAUCGACCUGGUUCCCAUGAGUCUCCCACACAUGGCAUCAAACGAUAUAGAAUUCAGAGGAUAUCUGAUUCCCAAGGGCAUGCUUGUGAUUCCUGUACUCUCCUCUGUUCUGAAAGGCACCAAUCAAUGGGCGAAUCCAGAAUCAUUUAACCCAAACCAUUUCCUUGAAGAAAAUGGAUGUUUCAAAAACAGUGAAAGUUUCAUGCCAUUCUCUGCAGGGAAGAGAAAGUGUCUGGGAGAGUCCUUGGCUCGGAUGGAACUCUUCCUUUUUUUGACCACUCUACUCCAGAACUUUGUCUUCAAUCCUGUUAUUGACCGCAAGGAUAUCAACUUCUCAUCAGUUUCGAGUGGAAUCCUGAAUUUACCCCGUAUGUACAAGUUCUGUGCUAUUUCUCGUUAAAUCAACUGGGAUAUCAAUUGUGAAUCUUAGCAGGUGAUGUUAGAACUUCUUUUGCUCCUCUUAUCUAAGAAUUCUAGACCAAUCUUAAAUACACAUGUUCUGUGAUUUUUACAAAUUUAUUCAUUCUAAAUGCAGUCUAAACUUCAAUACCUUCCUUUUCCACAUUCCCUACACCGGUUUUGUUCAUAGAAAUUACUGACUAGCCACAGGUGUAACCUACAGCAACAGCUUUUUGGCUAUAUGUACUCAUUUUAUUAGGGAACACAGUACAGGCAAAUUUCACACAGUACAGGCAAAUGGUUUUCCAUGUCUAACGUUAACUCUGUUUCUCGGUCCAUACAUGCUACCAGACCAGCAGUUUCUGUUUUUAUUUCAGAUUUCCAGCAUCUGCAAUAUUUUGCUUUAGUAAUGGUGUCCAGUAUUCAUGUUUUAAAAUGCAAUGAGCCACUUCAUAAUUCCCAAUAAUUUACACGUGGAAAUAGGAGUUUAUAUUGGAAACGUUGUCAAGAACUAUGCCAACAUAACUGUUUAAAUCUAUUGAAAAGUCUAUCUUUUCUUUUACUGGCAUCAUAACAGCUGCCGAAAGCCAGUACAAUCUGUUGUAUUAAUGAAUGAUGAGCACAUGAAUAUAUUACAAACAUAAAUAAACCAUUGCUUUGAAAUUGUAUAAUAAUGUAGCGUGCUGUUUUAUAUUAUUUGUGUCUUCUUAAUGCUGCUGAAGAAUUGUUGGUAAAUAUUUGUUUUUAAGAGCCUGUAUAAUAAAGGUGUUUGAGGAAUCCA
Messenger RNA from Carcharodon carcharias (great white shark), 2268 nucleotides. RefSeq names its product cytochrome P450 2C42-like. Gene Ontology annotation, molecular function: heme binding; oxidoreductase activity, acting on paired donors, with incorporation or reduction of molecular oxygen, reduced flavin or flavoprotein as one donor, and incorporation of one atom of oxygen; iron ion binding. Gene Ontology annotation, cellular component: cytoplasm; intracellular membrane-bounded organelle. Gene Ontology annotation, biological process: xenobiotic metabolic process. The record is from RefSeq and is a predicted model, not a curated record. Bases 1 to 1488 code for a protein of 495 amino acids. The transcript has 9 exons. Lineage: Eukaryota; Metazoa; Chordata; Chondrichthyes; Lamniformes; Lamnidae.